AUGUUGAGGGCCUUCGUAUCAGGCUUUGCUACAACUUUGCGCAAGUCACAGCACGGGAUGGGUGACGAGCGUGCUGUGGCCACCACUCCACACAUCCACGCAUCCACACGCCUAAUCCACCCAUUUUUGACCAUGGGGAUUUGGGGAAUGCGGGUCAACCUCAGUAAGCCCUGCAAAAGGCCGGCGAGGGUCGGCCGAGGGAGUUACGAGGCCUGGUAA
Messenger RNA from Colletotrichum aenigma, 219 nucleotides. RefSeq lists its product as uncharacterized. The transcript is spliced from 2 exons. Lineage: Eukaryota; Fungi; Ascomycota; Sordariomycetes; Glomerellales; Glomerellaceae. The record is from RefSeq and is a predicted model, not a curated record. The coding region runs from base 1 to 219 and encodes 72 amino acids.